Nothoprocta perdicaria is the source of this 1386-nucleotide messenger RNA. RefSeq names its product cysteine rich with EGF like domains 2 (gene CRELD2). Lineage: Eukaryota; Metazoa; Chordata; Aves; Tinamiformes; Tinamidae. The record is from RefSeq and is a predicted model, not a curated record. Gene Ontology annotation, molecular function: calcium ion binding. The transcript has 10 exons. Bases 1 to 1074 code for a protein of 357 amino acids.
AUGCGGGCCGCGCCGCUCGCCGCGUCGUUGUGCGCCGCCCUCCUCCUGCUGCUGCUGCUCCUGCCGGCUCCGGGCGCCGCCGAGCGCCGCCGCCUGGCGUGCGCCACCUGCCGCGGCCUCGUGGAGCGCUUCAACCAGGGCCUGGCAGAUACAGCCAAGAAGAACUUUGGUGGCGGAAACACUGCUUGGGAAGAGAAGACCCUAUCAAAGUAUGAAUCCAGUGAAAUCCGUCUAGUAGAGAUCAUAGAGAAUCUGUGUGACAGCAGCAACUUUGAAUGCAACAAUAUGGUAGAAGAACAUGAAGAACAGAUAGAGAAGUGGUGGUUCAAACUAAAGAAGAAAUACCCUGAUUUGUUUAAGUGGUUUUGCAUAGAAACGAUAGAAGUUUGCUGCCCUCCUGGAACAUAUGGACCAGAUUGCCUUGCUUGUCGUGGUGGGUCGGAAAGACCUUGCCAUGGGAAUGGCCACUGCGAUGGUGAUGGUACUAGAAGUGGAGAUGGCUCUUGUAGCUGCAAAAAGGAAUAUACGGGAGAAUUUUGUUUGGACUGUUCUGAUGGUUACUUCAGUACCUUGAAAAAUGAGACACAUUCUGUUUGUACAGCCUGCCAUGCUGCCUGUAAAACUUGUACUGGGUCAAGUAAUAAGGACUGCCAAGAUUGUAAAGAAGGCUGGAUCAAAAAUGAAGAAGCAGCUUGUGUGGAUAUUGAUGAGUGUGAUGGUUCUCCUUGCAAAGAUGAUCAGUAUUGUUUGAAUACAGACGGAUCCUUCUCGUGCAAAGCAUGUGAUGCUAGCUGUGUAGGUUGCACAGGGGAAGGUUCAGACAAGUGUAAGACCUGUGCAUCUGGAUUCAUAAAGGAAGAUGAAAAGUGUGCAGAUAUAAAUGAAUGUACUCUUCCAGAAAAAGUAUGCACUAGAGAGAAUGAAGAUUGUGUUAACACUAAAGGUAGUUACAAGUGUGUGUGUUCAGAAGGGUUUGAAGAGAAAGAUGGAAUGUGCAUUCAAAUCAUAAAAACAGGAGAGGAAAUAGAGACUGGAGCAUCUGAGCAUCCACCUGGUGGACAUGAUGACUUAUGAUCUGCAUUCAGAAUCAAGACAUUCCUAUCUACACUUAAAUUAUUGGACUUAUAAGCUUUUCUAGCUGACAUACUGUGGAACUGGUAUAAAUAUACAGGUUACCAUUAGGAUUUUUUAAUGAUGAGAAACUGCUCUUUAAGCUUCAUUUCCUUAUUCUUAAAUACCACUUUUUAUACAGUUGUUUAAAAGCAGAACUCUUGAUGGGUAAGUAUAAAAUUUGAAUUAACAUAAUGUUGUACCCAGGAAUUGUGUACAAGUUGCAGAUUUCUCAUUAUAGUGCCUACUGGAAACUGUCAUCUUUUUGGAAGGACU